Molecule: messenger RNA, 4413 nt
Organism: Esox lucius (northern pike)
Lineage: Eukaryota; Metazoa; Chordata; Actinopteri; Esociformes; Esocidae
Gene: ccdc80l1
Product: coiled-coil domain containing 80 like 1
Exons: 7
Coding region: 623-3337 (904 amino acids)
Source: RefSeq, a predicted model, not a curated record
CUGUCUCGUGUUGGUCCUCAGAGGGAGAGAGCGCUGACGGAGACUGUGGUUACUUAGUAUUUCCAUUGGUAACUCGACGCGCUGAAGGGGGAAGGCAGAAGAUCCUGGCCGACAACGCAGUGAGACUUCCAGAAAUCCUUUUUACGACGUAGAGAAACGUUGCUUCUGGAGUUACGAUCGAUGGAGUAAUAUUGUUACUGACAAAAUAAAGUCAUGGAACUGUUAUGCGUAGUGCAGUACCUACAUGUACUUUUUUACAAUAUCAAAUGAAUGGAUGGAACAGAUGGAACAGAAAAAGGAGACAUUUGGAAGACUGCCAUAACAUGUAUUACCAUCAGAGAGUUAUUUUUUCCCACCGGAAAAAUACUAUCUUCUCAUUUAAACUUCCAUGAGGAUUAUAUCACACAUUCACUAGAGCUUUUGUUGAUUUAAACAGUGCUAAGUUACACAUGCGCCUCUCUUUUUAUGAACAGUUACUGCUGAACCCAAAAGAAAAAAAAUUGAUGGUCCGUCAUUAAACAUGAAAACUGGAAACAACUUCAGAACAAUAGAGGACAACAGGCAAUGCUUCUCUCAUCAAGCUUCUUAAACUCAUUGUGGGUUUAUCAGUGAUACUGCAAAAAUGAAAUGGACACUGCAUCAUUGUGUGUUGCUACUAUUGCUGGUCUGGAAUGCAGGGGCCUCUGAGAGAAGACCCCUAAGAAAGAAAAUGUUACGACGAACAUUCCUUCAGGGGGGGACUUUUAACAGGACACAGAAUAUGUUGUACUAUGGCAGUAUUACCCCUUCUGCUGAGGCUACAACUGUGUCCCCUAUGGCGAGGCAUCCUGGCAAUAAGCAGAGUGAAGAGAAAGCAGAGACUUCGAGAGGAGAGGGGCGGCCCGGCAGAAAAGUGAUGCUAAACAGGCGAAUACCUCAGCGACCAAAGACUUCCAUAAACAAGACUGUCCCUGGUAUAUCUCAGGACAACAGCAAACCAGGCGUGGCAUCUCAGCCUCAGUCCAAGACAGCCCACGUUGUACCCGGCAGCACAGCCUCUCUUAACAUCCUGGCCAGCUUUGCGGGCAAGAGCAGGGUUCUCGUCAUCUCCGCCCCACACGAGUCAGACGGGUAUUACCGCUUGAUGACGACCCUACUGAAAUCGGAUGUGUACUGCGAGAUGGCGGAGCGGCACAUGCAGGUGAUAGUGAUUUUCCACCAGGAGGGAGAACGGGGAGGUAAGGUGCGCCGGGUCAAUGCCAGGGGACAGGUGACAGAGGAGACCCUGGACACAGCCCUCAUCCCCAGGCUAAUGAACUUCCUUAAGUUGGAGGAGGGGAAGUUCGGCAUGGUUCUCCUGAGGAAGACCCUGCAGGUGGAGGAGAGGUACCCGUACCCAGUCAGACUGGAGGCUAUGUAUGAUGUGAUGGACCAGACCCCCAUGCGGAAGCUGGAGAAGGGCAGACAGAGGGGCUUUGUGCAGAGGUGCAAGGCGGCCGGUGUUGAGGGCCAGGUAGUUGGGUCCCAUGGACCAGUGGUCACAAGCUCAAAAGCCAGAGUGAACCCAACGGGGGAGAUGGUGCCAGUCAGGAAGGAAAUGGAGGGAAAAGAGCAUGGUACGACCACAACCACCACAAAACCUAUUACUACCACAAAAGCAACCACAACAAAAGCAACCACAACUACUACAAAGCCAACCACCACUAGAAAGACAACCACAACCACUACAAAACCAACAACUACUACAAAAGCAACCACCACAACAAAACCAACCACCACAACAAAACCAACAUCUACUACAACUACAACAAAACCACCCACAACAACAAAAGCAACAACCACCACUACCACAACCAAAAAAACAACCACCACAACAAAACCCACCACUAAAAAGCCCUGGGAACCCAAAAUGGCCACCACACACUGGGACCCAGAGGUCCUUACCACACACAAAUCCUCCAGAAUAUUCUCAGUGACCCACAAAGAUGACAUUACAGCAUCCUAUAGAGACCAAUACGAAGGAUUCACGACGGACGAUAUCAAAGAUUGCCGCCAAGUUGCUUGUCCAACUCAGCUCACUAACAACAAAUCAACCAAAGGUGUGGAAGAGCUGGGCAGUGACCUGAAGGUUGACGCGGAUGCAGAGGUGGAAACAGCGUCCCCUAAGAAGGGCAAGGUCAAGCAGCCUGACCAUGCAGAGAGGAGGAAAAAGGUGGAUAAAUCUGGGAAAAAAAGCAGAGCAGACAAGAGGAAAUCGAAGGCUGCUAAAGACAGUGAUAGCGGUUUUUAUCAUGGCAGGAAACCAGGGAAAAAGGGUGCCAUUAUCCAGAAUAAAGAUGCGGACACUGAAAGGCUUGCAAAACACCUAAGUCCCUUGGUCUCCUUUUUUAGUCAUUUUGAAAAGAGACAACGUCUUCUUGUGAUCACUACUCCAGAUGAGGAGAAUCGUAUGUACACACAGCAGAGAGAUGAGUAUCUGGAGCAUGUGUGUGAGCUGGGCCUGCGUAAGAUUUCACUUAUCACCAUCAUUGGCUCUCUGACCAAUGGCACCAUGAAGAUGGAUGAUUACCAGGCUGAGAGUGAUCAGCCUCUAAAAAGAAUAAAAGAAGAGGACCUUACAAACCAGUCGCUCAUCAGAGCUUUGCGAAAAGAGUUGGGACUGAUCUUUGAGGACUACUAUAUGGUGCUGACCGACUUUAAUAUGAAAGUAAAGCAGGAAUAUGAGGUGCCCAUUGCCAUGAAGGCUGUGUUUGACUACAUAGACACAUUUUCUUCACGUGUCAAGGAGAUGGAGCAGCAGGCGAAUCAGGGAUUGAUGUGCAAGAAAGAAGACAAAUCCAAAUCUUUAGAGAAUUUUCUUUCGAGAUUCCGAUGGAGACGCAGACUGUUCGUGAUUUCCUCCCCUGAUGAUGAGGAAUGGGCCUAUCAACAGCAGCUUUACGCCAUGAACAGCCAAGCUUGCAAUCUGGGCCUACGCCAUAUUUCUGUGCUGAAGCUGAUCGGGAAGGACUCCGAAGACUUGGGCGGAACCCUUGAGCUAUAUCCAAUCAAUGGGACUGCCACGGUGGAACGUGAGGAUGUCAAUCCCUCUCUGGUGAAUGACAUUAGGAACUACUUCCAGGUCAGCCCAGAGUACUUCUCUAUGCUCCUGGUGGGAAAAGACGGCAACAUCAAGUCCUGGUACCCGUCUCCGAUGUGGUCCAUGUCUAUCAUUUAUGAUCUGGUUGACUCCAUGCAGCUCCGUAGACAGGAGAUGGCUAUUCAGCAGUCCCUUGGCAUGCGCUGUCCUGAAGAUGAGUAUGGAGGGUACGGUCAUGACCGAGACCCAGAUGGUUACCACCGGGGAUAUGGAUACUAAGGGGUUUGGGAUGAGAUCUGGACAUUGACUAUAUGUUAACUAUUGGAAACAUGCAGUGAUAUGGGCCUCAUGGCAGCAUGCCAAUGUUUUUCUGUCUUUUGUCCUCUCAAGUGAGAUCUCUCAGCUCUCAUCCUGUACUUAUAUCAAAUAGUGUAAGGCAAAUAUUAUUAUAUCUACUAUGUUUAACGAUUCAUGAACCAGUUGAUUUACCUUUGUUCUCUGUUUCUUUCCGUUUCCACAUGAUUAUUUGGGGUACACAUCUAGCAGGCCUAUAUGUACAAUGAUUCUCUUGUUCAUUACCUCUUCAUCUCGAUUUUACUCUUUCACUAAAACACCAAAGUAAAUAAUUGUGCAAUGUGUGAAGCUGGUGGACAGUUCUAUAUUUUAACACAUUAAUAAUUUGACAGUAUUUUUCCCCUUGCCAGCUAAGAUUGGAGGGAUUACUCCCUCUCACUUUUCACGAAGGUAUAUUUCACCAUUAAACCCAUGUUGUUAACAACAAUGUGUGACCUUGUCUGUAAUAGUAGAGUAGAUGGGCAGUGCUGACUUUUUAUAGGCCGUUCCCCAGAGCACAGUGAACAAGGUGGGAAAUUAUAUUGCUAUGUUCUCCCUGGCUGAGCCAAUAAUGACAUGGAUUGGUAGAAGGAAAUCGAUAAUAAUGAAAUAAACCAUAUCAAUGGAAAGGAAGCUUUUACAUGCUUUUAUUUUGAUUAGUUAAUUUAUUUUCAUUCCAUAAGGUGGUGUCUGGCUAACAAGUGGUAAAAAACUGAACAACAAUCUCUGGUGAGAGCAUUAUAGCCUUUUCAGUUAGAGGUAAUUGUUUGUGUAUGUGUUCUAUGUUCUUGGGAAACGAAUAUUUACAGUGUUGUGUUUAGUUUGGUUGUAGUUUGUGAAUUAUGAUCAAUUGCUACUUUUUUGUGUGUGAUAUCCAUUGUUGGGGCACUGUAUACUGCAUUCAUAUGAAAAACUCUGGGACAUCAAUUGCAAGACCUUUGAUAUCACGUAAUUACGGGGUUUGACUUAUGGAAUAUUGUGAGUUUGAAUGUUAAUGGGUUAAAUCAUGAAAUAAAGAAAUA